Polyodon spathula (Mississippi paddlefish) is the source of this 5569-nucleotide messenger RNA. RefSeq names its product formin-like protein 2. Gene Ontology annotation, biological process: regulation of cell shape; cell migration; cortical actin cytoskeleton organization. Gene Ontology annotation, cellular component: cytosol. Gene Ontology annotation, molecular function: actin filament binding; small GTPase binding. Lineage: Eukaryota; Metazoa; Chordata; Actinopteri; Acipenseriformes; Polyodontidae. The record is from RefSeq and is a predicted model, not a curated record.
UCUGAAAGAGCUCAUUGUGUUGGAUGUGAGUAAGGUUGGUGUGAAGUGUGCUGUGCUUGUGUGGAUGAUGUAUUUAGUGUCAGCAUCAGUAGGAUUACACAUAUCGUAGAGGAUCGCUAAGCCUGAAUCAUCAUGCACAUCAUCACAAUUACAACAAGCUGGGAGUGGUGCGGAAAUUGUGCAAGAUACGGAUAGGGCACACGUUUAUGAUAGUUUGAUAUCAAGGAUUGCGCGAUCAGUGUUUAAUUCAAUUGAAGAAAAUGAAUGAAGAGAACGAGAAAUACCCCAUAUUGUAUAUAUCAUGCUAGAGGGAGACGUAGAUCUUUGGAUACGCGUUUUGCUGGUGUCACCUCGGUUGUUUUGCUGGAAACUGACCAGUCUGGAAAGCAGGGAGGUGGUGGUGGCACUUUUUCUGACAAUAACGGAUACUACUAGUAUUGUGUCUCGUUUGAUUUGCUCUCGUUUUAAAGUCGAAGAGUAAGGGGGUGGAAAAUCGCUGUUAAAGGACUGUCUACAGUUACAUCAUGGGAAACGCAGGGAGUAUGGAUUCUCAGCAAACUGAUUUCAGAGCGCACAGCAUGCCUCUGAAACUACCAAUGCCAGAACCAGGUGAACUGGAGGAGAGGUUUGCCAUCGUUUUGAAUUCCAUGAACCUUCCUCCAGACAAAGCAAGACUACUGCGCCAGUAUGACAAUGAAAAGAAAUGGGAACUCGUAUGUGAUCAGGAGAGGUUUCAAGUGAAGAAUCCUCCUCAUACCUACAUUCUGAAACUGAAGGGUUAUCUGGACCCAGCAGUCACCAGGAAGAAAUUCAGAAGAAGAGUGCAAGAAUCAACACAGGUCCUAAGAGAACUGGAAAUUUCAUUAAGAACAAAUCAUAUUGGAUGGGUUAGAGAAUUCUUAAAUGAAGAGAAUAAAGGCUUGGACGUACUGGUGGAAUAUCUGUCUUUUGCACAAUACGCUGUCACGCUUGAUUUCGACAGUUUGGAGAACAAUGUGGAGAACUCUGUGGAAAAGUCCAAGCCCUGGAGCAGGUCCAUUGAGGAUUUACACAGAGGAAGUAACUUCCCUUCUCCAGUUGGAAGCAGCAUCUCCCGGUCUAGCAGGCAUUCUACAUUACGGUGUAAUACAUUGCCAAGCCGAAGGACACUAAAGAACUCCCGGUUAGUGAGCAAGAAGGAUGAUGUUCAUGUGUGCAUCAUGUGUUUAAGAGCCAUCAUGAACUACCAGUAUGGUUUUAAUUUGGUCAUGUCGCAUCCGCAUGCCGUAAAUGAAAUCGCCCUUAGUCUGAACAACAAGAACCCCAGAACAAAAGCUCUUGUUUUAGAGCUGUUAGCGGCCGUUUGUCUUGUCAGAGGAGGACAUGAAAUUAUUUUAUCAGCUUUUGAUAACUUCAAGGAGGUUUGUGCUGAAACACAGAGGUUUGAAAAAUUGAUGGAGCAUUUCAAAAAUGAAGACAACAAUAUUGAUUUUAUGGUGGCGUGCAUGCAGUUUAUUAAUAUCGUGGUCCAUUCUGUGGAAGACAUGAACUUUAGAGUCCAUCUGCAGUAUGAGUUCACCAAGUUAUGUCUGGAUGAGUAUCUGGAAAAGCUGAAACAUACAGAGAGUGACAAGCUGCAGGUUCAGAUCCAGGCAUACCUGGACAAUGUGUUUGAUGUGGGGGCUCUUCUGGAGGAUGCCGAGACCAAGAACGCUGCUUUGGAACGAGUUGAAGAGCUGGAAGAAAACAUUUCUCAUAUGUCGGAGAAACUGCAGGAUACGGAAAAUGAAGCCAUGGCCAAAAUUGUGGAACUGGAGAAGCAGCUAAUGCAGAGAAACAAAGAACUGGAUUCUAUUAGGGAUGGUUAUAGGGAUGCAAGUUCCCAGGUUCACACUCUAAGGAGGAUAGUAAAAGAGAAGGAUGAAGAAAUCCAAAAGCAGUCCAACCUGGAAAAGAAAAUCCACGAACUGGAGAAACAAGGGGCACUAAAAAUCCAGAAGAAAGGGGAUGGGGACAUUGCAAUCCUUACUUCAGGGCAGCAGGGGGUGCUGUCCAUUGGCUCAGAAGUGGCUACUGGUUCCUAUGUAGGUCCAAUGGGCCCAGAUACUGGUGCUAUUCCUGGAGUGCCAAUGUUGCCAUCACCAGUGCCAGGGGCAGUGCCAAACGGACCGUCCGUUUCACUUGAGCCUCCACCACCGCCACCCCCUCCACGGGUGAGACCUCUGGGACCCCCCUCCCCUCCUCCCCCUCCCCUCCCCCCUCCUCCACCAGCAGCCCCGCCUCUUCCUGGCUCAGGCUCUGCCACCGUCAUCUUCAACUCAGGCUUAGCAGCAGUAAAGAUCAAAAAGCCAAUCAAGACUAAAUUCCGAUUGCCGGUCUUUAACUGGGUGGCAUUGAAACCCAACCAGAUAAAUGGGACCGUCUUCAAUGAAAUAGAUGAUGAGAAAAUCCUGGAGGAUUUAAAUGUGGAUGAGUUUGAGGAAAUGUUCAAGACAAAAGCCCAGGGUCCAGCUGUUGAUGUGACUUCUACCAAGCUGGUAAUUCAAAAGGGACCUAAUAAAGUCACAUUACUAGAAGCCAACAGAGCCAAGAAUCUAGCCAUCACCUUGAGAAAAGCUGGGAAGACAUCGGAAGAGAUAUGCAAAGCAAUUCAAAUGUUUGACCUAAGAACUUUACCGGUGGAUUUCGUUGAGUGUUUAAUGAGGUUCCUGCCGACAGAGAAUGAAGUGAAAGUUCUGCGUCAGUAUGAGAAGGAAAGGAAACCACUGGAGAGCCUGACCAAUGAAGACAGGUUCAUGAUGCAGUUCAGCAAGAUUGAGAGAGUAAUGCAAAAAAUGACCAUUAUGGCCUUUAUUGGGAACUUCUUAGAGAGUGUUCAAAUGCUGACACCUCAACUUCAUGCAAUAAUAGCAGCGUCCGUGUCUAUAAAAUCAUCGCAAAAACUGAAGAAAAUGCUUGAGAUUAUCUUGGCACUUGGAAACUACAUGAAUAGCAGUAAAAGAGGAGCAGUAUAUGGCUUUAAACUACAGAGUUUAGACUUGCUUUUAGAUACCAAAUCAACAGACAGAAAGCAGACCUUGUUGCACUACAUUGCUAACGUGGUGAAGGAGAAGUACAUUGAUGUCUCACUCUACUACAAUGAGCUCCACUAUGUUGAAAAGGCUGCAGCAGUGUCCCUGGAUAAUGUUCUGAUGGAUGUGAAGGAGCUGCAGAGAGGAAUGGAUCUGACAAAGCGCGAGUACAGUAUGCACGGCCACAACACCAUUCUUAAAGACUUCAUCAACACCAAUGAAGGAAAACUUAAGAAGCUGCAGGACGAUGCCAAAAUCUCACAGGACGCAUUUGACGAAGUACUUAAAUACUUUGGUGAAAAUUCCAAAACAACACCGCCUUCAGUGUUCUUCCCAGUCUUUGUCAGAUUUGUAAAAGCCUAUAGGCAAGCGGAAGAAGAUAAUGAACAAAGGAAGAAACAGGAGCAGGCUCUGAUGGAGAAAUUGCUAGAACAAGAAGCCAUGAUGGAACAGCAAGACCCGAAGUCACCUUCACAUAAAAAUAAGAGGCAGCAGCAGGAUCUGAUUGCAGAGCUGAGGAAGAAGCAAGUUAAAGACAGCAGACAUGUUUAUGAGGGGAAAGAUGGUGCCAUUGAGGAUAUUAUUACAGAUCUUAGAAACCAGCCCUACAGGCGAGCCGAUGCGGUGAGGAGAAGUGUCCGACGGCGUUUUGAUGAUCAGAACUUGCGCUCAGCGAACGUGGAAAUCACUCUGUGAGCAAGGGAAAUGCAUGUGUCAAGAGGGUGUGUGAAUGAAUGUUAUGGCGUCUGUGUGAAGCGUGAGUAGCAGUUUGGACUCUACAGGCUUGACGUCAAUGGUAAAAUGGGCUCUCCCUCAGAAACUGGGAAGCUCUUUGAGCAGAGAAGCCAAGUGCCUAAAUUUCAAUUAUCUGUUAUUUACUAAAAGCAAUAUAACUUGACCUGGCUUUAUUUUUUAUUCCAAGUAUCUAUUAUCUAUCUUGCAUUUUUAAACAGGACACACUUGUCUGUACAGGUGUUCAGUAGUCUUUCUUAUGAAAGGAAAGUUUAGAAUGUAAGGUACGAUGGUUUCCUGGGUAUUUGCAGUGAGGAUACUUUGUGAAAGUGAUCUACUAUGGAAUGGUAUACUGUAGUCGUUUUUAAAAUAAUCCGGUGAUAUUGUGACUAGGAAUAAAAAGUGUUAUCUGCACUUUUUCAUUAGCUUUUUUUGUUGAAGGGCUAAGGAUAUGUUUGUUUUUGUUUUUUUUUUUAAGAAAAGGUGUCCUAGUUUAUUGUUUUAACUAACAGUACAGAACUGUCACAAAGCAGCAAACUCAAGUGUAAUGUUGGAAAGAGUUUGUAUGGUUCUGUUUGAGUACCAUCAAUAUAGUUUCAAGGUGAAAGUGCUGUGAAUUCUAAGAGCGGAAGGAGCGUUACUAUACUGGGCAAGACCAGGUUAAUGUGAAUUGUAUAUAGGACACCGUACUAAGGUAUUAACAUCUCAUUAAUCAGUGUUGUCAUUAUUGCCAAGGACCAAUACUACACAACUGUCACUGUAUAGUGCUAGAUAUUUUCUACUAAAGGAGAACUUAAGUGCCAAUCCAACAACAUACAAAUAAUAAAAAAAUAUAUAUAAUUUAUGUAAAAUAUGAAUCCAGGGAACUGGUUUAAAAAUGUGUUUGGUGAUUUUUUGUGGAGUUGUGAGCAUCCAUAUCCUAUCAUGCUCAUUUAUACUUCAAACAAGUUACAGUAAUCAGACAAGGCACUUCAGGCUACUUUUAGUUUAUCUAAUAAAAACUGGAUUAAAAGAAAAUGUUAUUCUCUAAAAAUGUGUGCUUUGCUUACGACUAAAUCUUCUGGAUUGUGUCUACUUCGCUAUCUUUAUUGUAAAAGUUUAAUGUAUAGUAUUUAACCAUUGAAUACAUUUUCAUUGUUUUGCUCAUGUAAACCACUUGGUGUUUAUGGCAUUUCUUUUUGAUAAUGUUUAGUUAUUAAGUAAAAACAACUUUUUAAAUGUACAGAUAUUUUGCUACAAAAUUGGUGCAGUUUGUAUUUUUUUUUUUUUUUCUUUACUCUUAAUCCACAUAUUAGCAUAUGGUUAAUAUUGUACAUAUUGCUUAAAGGUUUGCAACAGCCUGUGCUACACAAUCUGAAUGUUAUUUUAACUUAGUUUUAUUUUGAAUUUAACUACAUGAGCGUGAACAAGGUUUUGGCUUAUUAGACUGGAAAUAGUUAAAAUACUCAUUUUGCUUUUUAUCAUUUACACAAUGAUGUAAUUUGUGUGCUAAACGGAACAUGCCAAGAUGUUGUCUUUCUUGCCUGACAAACAGGCAUUAAACCUUUGCCAUUAAAAAUUAAGUUAUUUUACUUGUUAACUGGCCCUAAAUUAUAGAUUUUAUAUAGCAUGUUCAUUAUUUUCUUUACUUAACAAAAAUUGUGGUUAAGUAAAAAAAAAUAAUUGACAGCUGCAACACUUUCAUUUCUUAAAUCAGAUAUUGGCAUGUUCUUAUAAAUACAUUGUAGGUGAUACCUGCUUAUUUGCAAUAUUAAACUAGUUUUUAAUAAAGCAAGUUUCAAGUUAAA